Messenger RNA from Myiozetetes cayanensis, 7321 nucleotides. It is a transcript of the gene VWDE, whose product is annotated as von Willebrand factor D and EGF domains. The coding region runs from base 135 to 5471 and encodes 1778 amino acids. Gene Ontology annotation, cellular component: cell surface; extracellular region. NCBI's taxonomy places the organism in Eukaryota, Metazoa, Chordata, Aves, Passeriformes, Tyrannidae. The record is from RefSeq and is a predicted model, not a curated record. Gene Ontology annotation, molecular function: calcium ion binding; signaling receptor binding. The transcript is spliced from 30 exons. Gene Ontology annotation, biological process: anatomical structure development.
AGUGCUCUCCUGCUGGACAUCAGAUCCUGCAGAGUCCUUACCGAAGCGUUGAUUUUGAUUCAUCCCAUCUCCAGCAAUCAGCUAUUCAGGAUUUGAUCUGUGACCAUUCCCUAACACCAGGAUGGUACCGCUUUAUGAUUUUUGAUAAGCCUGCUGAGAUGCCAACCAAGUGCGUGGAGAUGAAUCACUGUGGGACUCAAGCGCCUAUCUGGCUGUCUCUGAGGGAGUCAGAAUCCAUGCCUCGACCUGGUGAGAUCAAACAGUUAACAGCUUGUGCUACAUGGCAGUUUUUCUUCAGCACUUCAAAAGACUGCUGUCUUUUCCGAAUCCCUGUCAGGGUGAGGAACUGUGGAGAUUUCUUUGUUUACUUACUGCAGCCCACCCAAGGAUGCAUGGGUUAUUGUGCUGAAGAUGCAAAGCCACAGACAUGUGAUCCUGAGGGAAUGAAAUUUCAAGGUGCCUGCAGCAGUAACCUGGCUGCUACAUCAGCUCCACCUGUGUCACCACCACUGCCAUUGGUUCCUGAAGUUGUAGCAGAGAUGAUCAAAGGCAGCAUUUACUUAAGGUGUACCUUUGGUGUUCCUUCUGCAAACAGCUCUGUUGGAUUCAUUGUAACCUGGUCAAGACUUUCUCCUGAAGGUAUCAAAGAAGAACUUACACACGAAACUGCAGUUCAUACCUUCUCACUUCUAGAACUAGAUGGGAUAAACGUCAGACUUGGAGACAGAGUCUACUGUAGCAGUUCUGCUUUUUUCAUGGAGAAGCCAGAUAUACAAAGCUCUUCAGUUGAGAGCAAGGAAUUUUUUGCUGGAAUUAAGAUACGUCCAGAAACAUAUGAUAUAUCAGAAGAUGGGAAGGAAUACAGACUGACAGUAGAAAGUAGCAUUCCUAUUCCUUGUCCUGAGUUUAGCCAGCUUGAAAGUGACUGCAAAAUCUCACUAACAUUAAAUAGUGUUGAUGAAGGUAAAGAGCAGCUCGGUUUAAACUUGGCUCUUUCUUCUUGUCAUGUGGAUCUUCUCCAGAAACCCUGCAAUAAUGGAAUCUGUAGUCAAGCUGUAAUUUAUUUCACUGCUGUGACAGACUUCAUGCAGGAUGGAGACAGAAUUACCAGAAUUGCAGUUGAGCCUAUAUCCAGUGAGAAUUUCCUGUGGAAUGGCUAUGUUCCAGAAAGCAUACAGAUUACAGUUAAGGAUCUACCCACUGCCUACUGCUACUCAUUUACUGAUCCUCAUAUAAUUACAUUUGAUGGAAGAGUCUAUGACAAUUUUAAAACAGGAACAUUUGUUCUCUAUAAGAGUACAUCUCGAGAUUUUGAAGUUCAUGUUCGCCAGUGGGACUGUGGAAGUCUUCACUACCCAGCAUCCUGCAACUGUGGCUUUGUUGCCAAGGAAGGAAGUGAUAUAAUUGCAUUUGACAUGUGCAGUGGUCAGCUGCAUGAAUCACAGCCACACUUAUCUGUAAUAAACAGAGACACAACAGGAAGCAAUGUCAGAGUCACUGAAUCCUACCUAGGAAGAAAAGUAACAGUUUUGUUUUCUUCUGGAGCUUUCAUUCGUGCUGAUGUGAGUGAAUGGGGAAUAAGCAUAACGCUUAGGGCCCCCAGCUCAGAUUACAGGCAUACAGUGGGACUCUGUGGCACCUUUGAUGGAAUUGUGGAGAAUGACUAUCACACUGCAAGUGGGGCGGAAAUCCCAAAUCAUGCUAAUGCUCUUUUUUCUUUUAUUAAGGAGUGGAGAAUUUUACCAGGAGAUAGCUUGUUUGACAAAACACCUGUUUCUUUAACAUCUUCGAGAAAAGUAGUCUUCUGUGACUGUGCACUUGAAGAUGACGGAUUAUAUCCUUCAGUGAACAAACUGGAGACAGCUUCUCAGUCAGAACUUCCUCUGUCUUGUAAAGAAAGUGAAAAUGGUAGAUUUCUUUCUUUAAUACCAGGACUGGAUGUCACUGCUGAGUAUCUUGGUCCUAUUGAUCUUGUCAGAGGCUUAAAGAAACGUUCAUCUGCAAAUGAAAUGGAUUCAUCUACACUUCUUCAGAGGGAGGGUAAUCAAACCAAACUUCACAAAACAUCAUCAGUAAACUCACAUGUCUUAGCAACCUCAGUGACAAAUACUGGUAUAGAAAGAGAAGGAAGUUCAAGCUCAGGCGUUAGAAAAAAUUCUCAGCAUUACAGUAGUCAUCCUCUCAAAAGGCUGUCAGUUACAAGUAGAGGGAAGCGUCAGAAUUAUUAUGAAUACCAUCCAGUAUUCCUAUUCCAAAGUCUCAGCCAAACAGACUUAGAGGAAUAUAGUUAUUUUUUCCCAGAGGACCAUGCCACUGACACAGACCAGAAGUUCCUUCCUUCUUGGCCCACACCUUCAGGCCUCACCGAGUCUAGUGCUUGGCUACUCUGCCAGCAGGCAAUAGCUAAUUCCAGCAUAGGAAGAUCUUGUGGUGCCCUUCUUGGUCGGCGAACAGAGGAUGCAGUCGAUAUGUGCGUUAAAGAUUUGCUGCUGAAAGAUGACCUCAGUUGGGCAGAAGCUUCCUUACCUCUUCUGGAGAAUGAAUGUGAGAGAAGAAUUUUAGAAGAAAUAAAUUACAACCCACAGGAACUUGAAGGCUCAGUUGAGAGCCUGCUUACUGCAUUGAAGUGUCCCAGUCUCUGCAGUGGUAAUGGGGAAUGUACAGAAUGGGGCUGUGCAUGUUUUCAAGGCUACAGCUCGUAUGACUGCAGCAUACUGUCUGACCAGGUUCCAGAAAUUACAGAGCUGGAGAAUGCUGGGCUGUGUAAUAUUCGACAGUAUGACUGCACAUCAGUGAGAGUUUUUGGACAUGGCUUCAGGGAGUCAUUGAAUCUGAAAUGUGAAAUCAUCAAAUUGCAAUAUAGUAAUAAACAAUGGAUUCCUGGAGAACUUCUGACUAUGCCAGCUGUCUUCCAAAAUGCCAGGACAGUCGACUGCCAAUUACCAAAUGAUGGCCAGCAGUCUGAUGUCAUGGAUGUGGUUGAUGAUAAACCCAUUGCCAUGUGGCAAAUAAAGAUUUCUAAUGAUGGAUUCAUCUAUAGCAACUCUAAAACAAUGAUAUUAUAUGAUGGAGCCUGUCAGACAUGUGAAUCACAAGAAUCUGGGUUAUGUACAUUAAAGGAGAAAACAUGCAACAUAGAUGGACUCUGUUAUGCUGAAGGAGACACAAAUCCAACCAGCCCUUGCUUACUCUGCAGACCUGACACAUCAAAGUUAACUUGGUCAGUCGUUGAAAACAACCAGCCUCCGGUCCUUGAAACUUCUCAGGUUAUGCUACAGACUUUUUAUGGAGAAGACUUUGUAUAUCAGUUUUUGGCUUCAGAUCCAGAGGGCUCUGCUAUUCAUUUCACAUUGGAUUCUGGUCCAGAAGGUGCCAGUCUUUCCCCAUCAGGUCUCCUUUUGUGGAAAGCUGCCUCAACGAAUCUCCAUAAAUUAACAUUUUCUUUGACAGAUGACUGCAAUGCAACAACUAAGGUAGAAAUAGAGGUCAGUGUAAAAUCAUGUGAUUGCCUAAAUAAUGGCUCAUGUGUGACAAACAUUAAUUUCCCACCUGGAAGUGGAAGAUAUCUUUGUGUGUGUGUGGCUGGAUUUGAAGGUGAUCUCUGUGAAGGGAAUACUGAUGACUGUAGACUUAACCAGUGUGGUGUUGGCAGAUGUGUGGAUGGAAUAAACAGCUAUUACUGUGAAUGUCCACCUGAACUUCAAGGUGAACAUUGUCAAGAGGAUGUAGAUGAAUGCGCAUCCAGUCCUUGCUUCCCUGGAGUAUUUUGCUUCAAUACUUUUGGUUCUUACCAUUGUGGUCCAUGCCCAAAUAAUCUACAAGGAGAUGGGAAGUCAUGUUAUGAAAGCUCUGAAGACCCUGAUGUUGAAAGGAAGGAUUCCACAGGAGAAAUUGGAGGGAAUAAAGGGUUUCAACAAUCGUCCUUUGAGAAGGUUUUAAGCAUCUCAAGCUAUAAUCCCAGUUCUACAGAUGUCCCAAAGAGAUUUAUUUCUACAGAAAUGUUCAGUAGCAGCACACCACCAGCCUCCACAGUAAAAACAAUCACUGCCUGGAAGUCACUUGAUUCUCAGAGAAGUGCUUCUUUACAACCUGCUAUUACUGGAAACAUUGCUCACGCUCUCAUCAGUGGUCACCUUGCUGACAUGGAAGUGAGUUCUUCAGUACAUACUGUGAUGACUGCAUCUUCAGGGAGCCAUGCUGUAUCAUCUGAGAAGAAAACAAGGGCACAAGUUGAGGACUACAGCUAUUUUGAGAGUAGCAGGAAGACUUCUAGCAGCAGAGCAAAUAUAAGCAAAGGACUUUCUUUGCCAAGCAAAGCAUUCAGAGGUGGCAGUGCUCAGAGAGUUCUACACCUGUUAGCCAAGCAUAAAGCAAGUAAUUUACCUUUUACCCUUGUUGAAGUCACUGUCCCACCAAAAAUGUUUCCUGAAGAAUUAAGUGAAGCAGUGAUUCCUAAAGCAAUAAGCUGUACUGAUUUACCCUGUUUUCCUGGUGUACGCUGUGAGCCAAAUCAGGAUGGAAGCAUCAAGUGUGGUCAUUGUCCUUACGGUUAUUAUGGAGAUGGCUUCACUUGCAGAGCAAGAUGUAGACAAACAUGUGGCAAAAAUAUGGAGUGUGUGGCACCCAAUAUUUGUAAAUGCAAGCCUGGUUAUGCUGGUUAUAACUGUCAGACCACCCUGUGCAGACCUGAUUGCAAAAACGGUGGGAAGUGCAUUAAGCCAAAUGUCUGUGAAUGUCUACCAGGAUUCAGUGGCUCCACUUGUGAGGAAGCACAUUGUAAACCACCCUGCCAAAAUGGAGGCACGUGUUUGGCCAGAAAUCUCUGCACCUGCCCAUAUGGUUUUGUGGGACCAAGAUGUGAUACAAUGGUUUGCAACAGACAUUGUGAAAAUGGUGGUGAAUGUCUCACUCCAGACAUCUGCCAGUGUAAACCUGGGUGGUACGGACCUACAUGCAGUACAGCAAGGUGUGAUCCUGUGUGUCUCAAUGGUGGUUCCUGCACUAAGCCAGAUGUUUGCCUCUGUCCACAUGGAUUCUUUGGUGCCCAGUGUCAGAAUGCUGUUUGCAGCCCGCCUUGUAAGAACGGUGGUCACUGCAUGAGAAAUAAUGUCUGUAGUUGUCCUGAUGGGUACACGGGUGGAAGAUGUGAAAAAAGCAUCUGUGAGCCAAGGUGUAUGAAUGGAGGAAGAUGUGUCGGCCCAAACAUUUGCUCUUGUCCUUCAGGAUGGAGAGGAAGAAGAUGUGACACUCCAAUCUGUCUUCAGGAAUGUAAGAAUGGUGGGGAGUGUAUUGGACUGAAUACAUGUCAUUGUCCUCCACAGUGGGAAGGAAUCCAAUGUCAAACACCUGUGUGCAACCAGAAGUGUCUGUUUGGAGGCAAGUGUGUGUUGCCCAACGUAUGCUCUUGUCGUCCAGGUUAUACUGGAGUCCUCUGUGGGAAGAAAAUUCAGGUACAAAGGCAUCAGGACUGAAGAAGUGUAUCAAUUAAAUUGCAAUGCUUCAUGGAUGUAUGAGACUUGAAAAAAAAAGGCAAUUACAGAGUUUAUUUAAAUGAAAGGAAUAUUCAGAAGUGUUAUUUUUAAAGAUACGUAUUAGUCACAAAUAUUGGUGAGCUUCAAAACAACAAUCUUGUAGUCAUUAAAGCAUACGUAUAUUACUAUAAUUUUUUGCUACCUCAUGCACAAACCCCACAGCCUCUGAUGUCUUCACUGGACUUACGGAUCUGAUGACUGAUGCAAACUCAGAAUUCUGCAGUUUGUUGAUGCAGUCAGCUGGACUACGAGAUUUCCUUUGUGGGGAUAAGAUUGUUAACAGCUGCUGAGUGAGUGUCUCCAGCAAGGAAGGCAGCACUGCAGCACUUCCUGAAUGGUACCUUCUGUUUUUAAACACUGUUUACAUUAUGUGUUAUUUGGCUGCAGACAGAAGAAAAAGCAGAACUAUGUUUUUCUUCUUCUCUUGUAUUUGCAUCAUUCUUGGUAUAAUGACAAGUCAGUAGGGAGGAAGGUGGGGGAACCUGAACUGAGGUUGGGCUACUAACAGUGGAGGCUUCCUUCCUGUCUUGUUAACAGUCAACCAGAUGCAGAACAGCUCUUAUUUUAUCUAUGACAAGCCUUUGUAGCCACAAGCCAGAUACCAGCUCUUCUGUUUUGACUUCCUUACUUAACGCUUAUAAAUUUGAGUACCCAGCUACUGAAUUAUUGCUGUGUCUGUAAGACUUUAGGCCCCUCCUUUGAGAUAGCAUUCAGUAAUAUGAGGAAAUUUUGUCCCCAGGUCUCUAGGAGAAAUUUGACAAUGCUUUUAGCAAUGCUGAAUCCUAAAAUGGGAACUAAUAAGCAGAGAAAUUUGUUGUAUAUAUGCCAUCUGUACCCAUCAUGUCAGAAAGUAUUUGUAAGGCCUUCUUAGAGGAUUUCUGAACUGUUAGCACCUACCAGCUGCCAGGUAGUUUUUGAACAAAUAAAAUCCCAUUUUUUCCUAAAUUUCCUACAGAAGACUGCUACCCUCUCCUAGAGCUGUUAAAGACAUUUCAGUUCCCACCACAACAAACUUGAGUUCUAGUAAAAGACACAAACACCCCUUUACUUAAGCCAUUAAAAUUUACUGUUUUGUUUAUUUUAGACCAAAAUUAAACAUCAUGACUUUCUGUUUUCCUGAGCAAUAUUUAGUUUACAUGCUCUAAUUCUGAGCGGGAAGAAAAUAAGAGCUCAUUUUGCCAUUUACUGCCACUCUGGGAUGCUGAUUGCCAAAUCACAGCUUUUAGCAGCUCUGUGCCUAGAUUUCUCCUCACCUUUUGAUAGUCCUCUUAAGUAAUUUUGCAAAGUAAGAUGGCAGUUUGAGAGCUCAGCAUCAUUCCAGAAUGAUACCUGAUGGAUUUCCAAGUACCUGACUUGUGUAUUUAAAAAAUAUUUUCAGUUUCCCACUUGCAUUUUAAAUGUCAGUGUUUCCAUAGUUUCUUUCAAUCAAGUAUCUCAGUGGCUGAUAGCUCGAUAAUCUGAGAACUAUUCUGUUAUUUAAAACCUUUCUCACACCUCACAAAGAUCUCGAUGAACAAAACCUGAGUAGCUCUUGGAACUGAUGCCUCAGGAUGAUGCUUUGAAUACAAAAGGUUCUGAAAAUGUUUUUAAAGUGCAAACACCCCGGUAUCACAUAAUCUCAUUUUGUAAUCACCCCCAGUUCUACAUGCCAGUUACAGAGGUACUGUGCUAAAGAGAAAGAACAUCUGCCUGGAACACUGCUAAUAAUAUUUUGGUUAAUGAGUUUCUGCAACCCUCUGUUCACUAAACUUAAUAUGUAUAUGUGCAUUUCUAGGAUUUCAGGCUGAAUA